ACCUCAAAAUAUAACCAAAAGUGAACAAUCUACAUAGUCAACAAGUUCUACAAUUCCUGUAUUUCCAAAUAGCAAUAAAUAUAAUGGUUUUGAUCUUAUCAAUUCAGAAUUUAAAUAAAAACAUACCAAUCCAUCAAUAACGCAACCAAUUCAAAUUCAUAAGUUUAUAGUUUAUAUGCAAUGGAAAAUUCUCAGAGAGAAGGAUUCAAACCGUAUAGGUUUAGCCCCGAAGAAUUGAAAGUAAUUCAAGAAUGUGGCAGAGAAAGUUUUUUCCAGAGAUGCCUUCCACUAAGUACUGUUUUGGGGGUAGCAACCUACUAUGGUGUUAAAACAGGCUAUCUAAAACCAAGUCCCAGAUUUGGAGCAACCCCAAAAAUUAUUAUAGCAGGUUUAGUGGGAUAUUUUCUUGGCAAAAUUUCAUAUCAAGCAAAAUGUGUUGAACGAUUAAUGCAGUUGCCGAAUAGCCCAAUUGCAGAAAUGUUGAAAAAAAGGAAGAGGGGAAAUGUCCAGGAAAGUGGAGAUACUGGUCUUGGACCUGCCUUGAGCUUAACUCCUUUCGGAAAUAUAUCUAAUUCAGAUGUAUACACAGAUUCAAGUCCAUUCAGGUCUUAUGAUUUGGAUACUAGCACACCUCAAUUAAAUGGUUUAGAUGAUUCAUUCAGACCAUCUAUGGACAAUCCUGGUUACGAAGAAGUGGAAAUGCCACCAUUGCAAAAACAGGUAACGACUUAUGAAGAGUUGAGGAAGCAGAAUAGGGAAGAAUAUGUGCAGAAACGAACUGGAAACUAUAAGGAGCCACCAAAAGCUGGUUCCCCGUAUCAGCCCGCAAUGAGACCAUCACCUGCUGCUCCUUCAGGAAAGAACAAAUAUGGUGACGAUAUGGAAUGAUGUUGUCUCUGUGAUGGAUGAAGUAGUCAUAAUAAAAUUCAAUGCUUAUAAUUGUUUUUUUGUUAAAUAUAUGAAAGAAAUUUUGCGAA
Messenger RNA from Coccinella septempunctata (seven-spotted ladybird), 977 nucleotides. RefSeq names its product OCIA domain-containing protein 1 (gene asrij). The transcript is spliced from 6 exons. The record is from RefSeq and is a predicted model, not a curated record. Gene Ontology annotation, cellular component: endosome. The coding region runs from base 181 to 888 and encodes 235 amino acids. Lineage: Eukaryota; Metazoa; Arthropoda; Insecta; Coleoptera; Coccinellidae.